Messenger RNA from Clunio marinus, 222 nucleotides. Lineage: Eukaryota; Metazoa; Arthropoda; Insecta; Diptera; Chironomidae. The record is from the annotation of a GenBank genome assembly.
AUGGAUAAAAUUCUUCAACAUCAUCAGGUCAAGGACAGGCAAACAGUAAAAGGACAUUCUAGAUUAUUACAAUUAUUCCUCUUCCUUCAUCCUAUUAUAGUCAUUAUCAAUAAAAAAAUGGGAAACUCUAUCUCAAACAAGAAUGUUGAAUCUGAACCAAAAAAGAAUGAAAAUAAUAAAAAUAAUCCAGUUAUUGCUUUUCUACAUCACGGAAAAUGUUAG